Carassius auratus (goldfish) is the source of this 4601-nucleotide messenger RNA. RefSeq names its product N-acetylglucosamine-1-phosphodiester alpha-N-acetylglucosaminidase (gene nagpa). Lineage: Eukaryota; Metazoa; Chordata; Actinopteri; Cypriniformes; Cyprinidae. Gene Ontology annotation, biological process: secretion of lysosomal enzymes. The transcript is spliced from 11 exons. The coding region runs from base 105 to 1859 and encodes 584 amino acids. The record is from RefSeq and is a predicted model, not a curated record.
AUGACCAGCACAUGUGAAAGUCCUUCGUCGAAGAAGACGGAUUAUAAACGGGACAGUAACUUUAUUCUAUUGCAUUUUGUUUGAUUGUAUAAUACGUAUGUCUUAUGGCAACAUCGUAUGUGAAUUUCGUUCUUAUAUAUAUAGGAGUAUGUUUGUCUCAAUGCAAAGACCUCCGACAUUCUUCGGAUGACGAUCUCUUGUUACCCUACUCCAAAUCCCACGGCCCAUCUCAUUCCCACCGCCAUGUGAGGGACUGUCAGCCCGUCUCUCAUGGAAAUGUAACCCACGAAACCUGGGCAGCAAGCAAACACUCUAACUCUCCAGUGUUCAAGUCAAAUAUAUUCAUCUCCGACAUCACCGAUGACUCUGGUGUUCACAGAUGGGCGAGCGGCCACAUCACAGAGGUUCAUGACCCAUUGAGAUCCGUGUCCGUUCUGGAACCAGGAGGCCCUGGAGGGUGCAGGUGGAGUCACAGAGAACUGGUGGAGCUCACUGCCAAAACUAGAAAGUGCCUCGUCGCCCAGAAUGGAGGCUUCUUUGACACUGCAAACGGACAGUGUUUGGGGAAUGUCAUAAGUGAUGGGAAACUGGUGAGGAACAGUGGAGGAAUUCAAAAUGCUCAGUUUGGCAUCCGAAAGGAUGGGACGCUAGUGUUUGGCUACCUGUCUGAGGAUGACAUCCUGGAUCAGGUAAACCCUUUCGUGCAGUUGAUCAGUGGGGUGGUGUGGCUGCUGAGAAAUGGUGAGAUCUACAUCAGUGAGAGCAUCCAGGCAGAAUGUGACAAGACACAGGAGACCGGACAAUUCCAGUACUUUGUGAACGUGAUAUCUGCCCGUACGGCAGUGGGUCACGAUGCAGAGGGCAAACUCAUCCUCUUCCACGUCGAUGGUCAAACUGGUGUAAGAGGUAUGAACCUCUGGCAAGUGGCAAAGUUUUUGAAGGAACAGAAUGUCAUUAACGCCAUCAAUCUGGAUGGAGGCGGCUCGGCCACUUAUAUCCUCAACGGGUCCCUGGCCAAUUACCCUUCAGACCACUGCAAAACUCCGGAGUGGCGCUGUCCACGGCCGGUUUCCACCGUGUUGUGUGUUCAUGAGGGGCUGUGCCAGCCGGAGGACUGCAGCGGACAUGGGCACUGCGUGGAGGGCCGGUGUGUCUGCCAGCAGGACUGGAGCAGCCCAGGAUGUGCCAAUCUCACAUGCCAGACUGAAUGUGGAGAGCAUGGAAUCUGCACUGAGAAUGGAUGUGUGUGUGAUGCUGGAUGGAUGGGUUCAAACUGUAGCCAAGUAUGUGCAGCAGGUUUCUAUGGCGAUGACUGCAAUCAAACAUGUGCAUGCGCACACGGAGGCUCAUGUGAUUCUGUUCACGGACGGUGCACCUGUCCUGCUGGUUUCCAUGGAGAUUUCUGUGAGAAAGAAUGCCCUCUUGGAUUCUACGGGCUGAACUGCAAGCAGCCGUGCCAAUGCCAUGACAUGUGCCCAUGUGAUGCGGUCACAGGAAGCUGCAACACCACAUACCAAGGAGAGAGAAACAUCAGCCUGCACAGAGCUGGUCACUGCCUGGCUACCCAGAUGUGGACGGAAUGGAGACAAGAGGAGAAGGCUCAUGCUCCAAAACCAUAUUUAUCUGAACAAAAUUGGUUGGUUGUUUCCGCUAUCCUGGCAACGUUGCUGCUGGCCAGCCUGGCCGGUAAUCUUAUCCAGACGUGCAGAAAAUGCAAAGCGCGCGGGCAAAAGGCAGACUACUCGUACUUGCCACUUGGUGAGAUUAACGGGUCCAUGGAGCGAAGCAGAGGACAGGGGAUGAAGUCUGGGAAAGUUCUUUUUCAGCAAGAAGACUCUGACUCGCAAGACUCCUCAUAACCAUGUUUCAAAAUGUAUGCAUUUGUGCAGGGUUAUGCAAGUGUGCCAUCCAGCAGAGAGCAAGCGAGCUAGCUAGCCAGAACAAGCCCUCAUUAGUCUGAAGAUGAGGACAGGGUUUUUUUUUCCCCCUGCUGUGAAUCGAUGAGCUUUUGGAAGCGCCUCUUCGUCUUUGGAUUGGGGCGCCCAAAUUGGCGAUGAUGGACAAUGGGAUGGGUGUUAGCAUCCAAACAGCUGUCUGCGCGGCUCAAUGCGUUCACAUGUAGAAGGCAGUUCUCACGCAUGCCAAAUGCCCUGAUUGUGCAGUUUGCAAAUUUUUUGGUUUGUUUGGGUUUUUUUGUACACUUUCAUAUUAGCUGCUAGCAAUGUAAGAACCAGUUCCUCAAGUGACAUCCUUCAUAAUUUAAAAUACUAUUUCACUGACCUCAUUGGAGACUUUUAUUUUGGUCUUCAGAUGAGAAGAGAAGCAAUAUCACCACAAAGCCUUUUUAUUGACAGAAUGGCCCAGUUGUCCCACCUGUUGCCGUAGCAACAGACGUGUUUUGAACUAUGGACUCAUUUUGAAAAAAUCCUUCCUGCAGGAACUUGCCAUACUGCUAUUUUGAAACCGUUUUAUUGAAUGAUUUUUCUUCCUCCUGUGGCUCUAGAGGUCAUUCAGUUUAUUUAGAUUUCUAGCCCUCAGCCCUUUUGUUUCUGUAAACGCCUUGCCAACUCCUGCCAGUUUUGUGUGUUGUCUUAGGCACUUAGAACCAGCUAUAGAAACACGAUAUGAAAUAUAUAUAUAUAUAUUUCAUAUCGUGUUUCUAUGUGUGUAUAUAUAUAUAUAUAUAUAUAUAUAUCAAGGCCUGGACUGUUUUCUCACCCUCACUAGAAAAGCAAGAGAAGGACAUUUAUUUUAUGCCUUGCUCAAAGAUGCUCUUUUUUUCUUCUAUCUCCUUCUCUAUUCUAAAGCAGUGAAUCUAGGCUUUGGGAAGAGAUUUGAGUAAAGUAUUUUGUUCAGGUUCUGUUUUCACUCUGAAACAUGACAUGAAUAUUAUGGAAGAGGAACAUUUACUCGAGUGUGUAGUUCCUCUGUUGUUUCCUGUUUAGCAUUCAAAUAGAUCUAGGCUUGUCUUGUUUUAAGAGUUUCAAAGUUUCAUUGGCAAACACAGAGACAUGUGGACGGAUGAAUUUCAUUAAACCUGUCAAAACGUUCCAGAUCUUAUUAAAUUCCCAAAUCAGCCGAAUAAAGAAUCAUAUUUUUCCCCUUAAAAAUGUAAUUAUUUAUUCAAUUUGGUAGUGCUUGUACUUUCUUUAAUAUAUGCUUAUUUAAAUAAAAUACAGUGAAAGCAAAACACCUAGAUACAUUACGAUAAUGAGAAUUUUGGGGUAAAUUUGCUCACUUGUAAUUAAAAAAUAAUGUUAUUCUGCGAAAUAUAUUUUUCUAGUUGAUAUUCUGAGGUGAAAUAUAGCUUGUAAAUCACCCACAAAGUGAUGUCUUUAGUUACAGAAUUACAGAAAUAUAAUUUCAUAUAUAAUAGUGAAAGGUGUUUGUCAGCGGUGUGAAACAUUUGACCGUUUAUUGACUUCCACCUAGCUCACUGCAUGCUUUGCAUAUCUUCUUCACUGUGAGCAACCUCCAUGCUGAUCGCAUUGACAGUUACAAAGACUUUAAUCCAGGUUUUUAAUACAUUUUUUAUUUUAUUUCAAUCUAAUCAAGGCAGAUGCCGCUCAGGUUAAAAAGGUUACUUGUUUGUCCACUGUUCGGUGAUUAUGCUGAUCAGUGUCUGAGGCUGCUGACUUCUUCUGAGUGAUUUUAUGUUGCAUGUCUUUUUGUUAAACAAUAGUAAUUGCUAUAAAAAGAACAUGUGAAUAAUGAAUAAUGGUACAUCUAGUUUGUUUGCACAAUUCCUUGUGCAAUUAAGUAUUUGAUUGAUUUAAAGUUAUGUUAGAUCGCUCUAAUUCAGAUCGUCUGGUUGCUCUCAGGUUGGCUUGACAUUGAGGUUAGUUACAGCCUCACCUAUGUUCUUGACCUGUUAAUUACUUUCACCCAUUUCUGGUCUUGGGUUCAUGCAGGAUCAUUGGUGGAUACCCUUUCGAAUUUCAAUGAAUGUAUGAAAUAAAAUUCUAAAAAAAUAUGAACUAUGAGAUUUUUCUAUAAGAAAUGGCAAUUAUUUUUUAUAUUGCAUGUAUGUUAGUGCAGAAAAUGGCUGGUUUUCCACUGAGCACCCUCCCAAAAUACAUUCACAGUCCUAAUGUAUAUUUUCUAUACACUGAAUUAGUUACUAAAAUUUGACUUUAUAGGUUAUAUGAGGAUAUACAAAGAGUGACUGCUUCAUACAUGUCAGGCUGCUAAACAAACACAGCUGCUGAUUUAUCUGUUUUGAGAUAGAAUUGAUAAUGAAUGUGUCAGGUCACUAAAGGACACACAAUUGGUUGUCAUUGCACAGACUGCAAAUGGAAGGUGUGUUCUUCCAGAGAAGUUAAAAGCCUGUUUCUCCUGGGUGUGUUCAAUAGAAAAUUGUGUUCAGGAACAUAUUUGUGCUUCUUCAGGUUUCAUUUAAUUUUAUGCUGCUUUGUCAGUAGUAUUUAAAUGCCAUGUCAGUAGCAUUGUUUGUCACUUGCUAUUCUAUUAAACUCCUUGCAUUAUGUUUGGAACAUUAUUCUUAACAUAAUGCAAAUGUGAGACUGUCUUUUCGAGUCCAUGGGUCCCAAAACAGGUCACUUUACCAACCAACAAAACAACUAAUAAAAGCCAUUUGUGCA